UCUCAAAUGGACGGGGGACACACAGAGAGACCGGAAGGAACUAACAGUCAAAAGAAAGGAGGAGAAUUUGGAAGCAAAACUCCCAUUAGCUGCCAACCAUUCUUACAUUCUUUUCCGACCGGAUUUGUCUUUCUUACUAGGGACGAACAUGUAACAGUCGAGAGAAGGAGAAGAACAGGGUUUCCCCUUCUUCUGUAACUACUACUACUACUACUACUCUACGCUUCUCCAAAUCCCGUCCCUUCCUCUCUCUCAGAGCGAUCUGUCAUGGCGAGGCCUGGCAACAAGAUUAUUCCGGCCAAGCUGGUACUUUUGGGUGACAUGGGAACUGGGAAAACCAGUUUGGUUUUAAGAUUUGUCAGAGGCCAAUUUUUUGACAAGCAGGAACCAACCAUUGGAGCAGCUUUUUUCACUCAGAUAUUAUCAGUACCUGAAGCGACUGUGAAAUUUGAUAUAUGGGACACAGCAGGACAAGAACGAUACCAUAGCUUGGCUCCGAUGUAUUACCGUGGUGCUGCAGCAGCUGUUGUUGUGUAUGACAUCUCAAGCAUGGAUACAUUUGUUCAAGCCAAAAAAUGGGUUCAAGAACUGAAAAAACAAGGAAAUCCAAAUCUGGUAAUGGCAUUGGUUGCAAACAAAUCGGACUUGGAAUCGAUCAGAGAGGUGGGGAAUGAGGAAGCUGAGCAAUUUUCCGAAGAAAAUGGGAUCUUCUUCAAAGCAACAUCAGCGAAAACUUCUGUGAACGUUAAUGACCUUUUCUAUGAUAUAGCAAAAAGAUUGGCAAAAGGCAGCCUUUCGAAGCCUAGUGGAACAAAUCUGCACGGUGAAGCACAGAGCCAAAGAAUAUCAUUUUGUUGCUCAACAUGACAUGCUUUUAGAAACACAUUCAAAGGUAUUCGAGCCUCUGUGGAUUUUUCCUUCCAGACAAAAAGGAAACUAACAAUUUACGUGUGAGAUAUAAAGAAGUGUGUAUUUGUUCAUCAAAUUGUGCUGCGCCACAUAUCUGUUGACUAUAUAUAUAUAUAUAUAUACACACAUACCAUUUGAAUAUUGGCUGGAAUGAAAAAUGAGCCAAGGGAUUGCAGAUUGCAGUAAAUUA
Messenger RNA from Diospyros lotus (date-plum), 1099 nucleotides. Its product is annotated as ras-related protein Rab5A-like. Bases 268 to 867 code for a protein of 199 amino acids. Lineage: Eukaryota; Viridiplantae; Streptophyta; Magnoliopsida; Ericales; Ebenaceae. The transcript is spliced from 7 exons. The record is from RefSeq and is a predicted model, not a curated record. Gene Ontology annotation, molecular function: GTP binding; GTPase activity.